Gaeumannomyces tritici R3-111a-1 is the source of this 366-nucleotide messenger RNA. RefSeq lists its product as hypothetical. The transcript has 2 exons. The record is from RefSeq and is a predicted model, not a curated record. Bases 1 to 366 code for a protein of 121 amino acids. Lineage: Eukaryota; Fungi; Ascomycota; Sordariomycetes; Magnaporthales; Magnaporthaceae.
AUGUCCGACCUCCCACCACCCCCCUACUCCGAAAGCCCCGGCGCCGGCCUCUCGCCCACCCGCCCCGUCGGGUCCCUCAACCCGUCGCUCUACACGUCGCACCUGGCCGCGCACCUCUCGACGCUGCCGGAGCGCCUGCGCGAGUCGCAGCGCGCCCGCUCCACGCGCCAGGCCGCCUCGGACCUGGACGUGGUCGAGCGCGUGCUGCCGCACCUCGAGGCCUUUCUGGCCGACAUCGUCUCGCUGCCGCGCCCGCCGCCCGCGGCAGAGCUGACCUUUGUCCCGGCCGCCGCGGUGCCGCAGCCCUGGGGCCUGACUGGUGGUGGUGGUGGACGGCAAGGACGGCAAGGACGGCGGCGGCGGUAG